AUGUCGAUACCAAAUCAUAAAGAGCUCCUAUCGAGCCACAGCUCACAGACAGACGUCCAAGACCUUGAGAAGGGCGAGGCAUCACCAGAGAAAGAAAACCAAGAAGAAGCCGCCGAAGAUAACGAGAUCGGUGCGGAGCUAGAAAAACACCUGUCCCGCAAAUCCACUAAGAAGGACGACCUCCCAGUCGAGAAAUACCCGUUGACAGAUUUCGACAAGGGCCUCGUAGGUUGGGCCUCACAAGACGAUCCCCUUAACCCACGGAACUUCCCUCACAAAAGCAAGCUAUUCAUUCUCUUCCUGGUGUCGGCCAUCACGUUCCUCUCGCCUCUCGCGUCCUCCAUCGUCGCGCCUGGUAUCCCCUUCAUCAAUGCAGACUUCCACAACUCAUCUCAAUUGCUGGGCAGUUUUGCUGUCAGUGUGUAUAUCCUGGGUUUCGCUGUCGGACCACUCUUCCUCUCUCCUCUCUCCGAAAUCUACGGCCGCUGCAUAAUCCUCAACAUCAGCAACGUUUUCUUUUGCGCCUUCACGCUCGGCUGCGCCCUCGCGCCCAACCUUGGCGGUCUGAUCGCUAUGCGUUUCUUUGCUGGAUUGGGCGGCAGUGCGUGUCUCACAAUCGGCACCGGUGUCAUAGCCGACUUAUUCGUUGCCUCGCAGCGCGGAAAAGCGGUCGCCAUGUACAGCAUGGGCAUCCUCUUCGGUCCGAUCCUGGGUCCCAUUUGCGGCGGCUUCAUCGCGCAGAGAGCCGGAUGGAGGUGGGAUAUGUGGGUCGUACUCAUCGUCUCCGUCCUCCUAACCGCAGGCCUCUUCUUCUACAACAGAGAAACCAACCACGUCGUACUCCUGAACCGCAAAACUACCCGUCUAAGAACCGAACUCCAGCGCCCAGAGCUGCAGAACGUAUUGAACGCGUCCAAACCCGCCGCCGCACUCACAUCGAAAGCCAUCCUCCUCAACGGCAUCACUCGCCCGCUCAAAAUGCUGGUCACUCAACCCAUCGUGCUCCUCUGCUCGCUGUACAUGUCCUUCCUGUUCGGCCUGCUCUUCCUCUUAUUUACAACCCUCACCCCGGUCUUCUUACAGACGUACGGCUGGGAGCCCGACAUGACCGGGCUCGCGUACCUAGGCAUCGGAAUCGGGAACUUCCUGGGCAUCGGCUUCGUCGCAAAGACCUCAGACGCAACCAUCAUCAAGCUAGCAAAACGCAACAAGGGCGUCUACGAGCCGGAAAUGCGUCUCCCACUCUGCGUUUUCUUUGGGCUCUUGAUCCCCGUGAGUUUCUUCUGGUACGGAUGGACUGCGUACUACAAAGUGCACUGGAUCGUCCCCAUCAUCUCCCUCGUCCCUUUCGGCUUCGGCGUUAUGGGCAUCUUCGCGCCCCUGCAAACCUACAUGAUCGACUGCUUUCCGCAAUACGCAGCCUCAGCAAUCGCAGGCAUGACAUGUCUACGCUGCCUCUUCGGCGCUCUACUCCCUCUCGCGGGACCUAACAUGUACGAGACGCUGGGUCUUGGGUGGGGGAAUAGUAUGUUGGGGUUUAUUGCGAUUGCAUUCAUUCCUGUGCCGGCGCUGCUAUUUAAGUACGGAAAGACGGUGAGGGAGAAUCAUCCUAUUAAGUUUUAAGUCAGCUGGGGAGAUUGAAGAGAUGGAGGCGGUUGUAAUAAAUGAGUGGAGAGCGUAGUGAUUAUAUGAUACCCUGUAACAGAUACACGAACAUAAGGCUGCACAAUAUAUUUGAACACGUGCGGAAAAUCCAGAACUACAGUUAAGAUCACUAAGGCAGUUCAGCAACCUUGAUAUACAAUACAAAGCUAGACUCCUGAUCAUCGUGCAACAAGGCUGAAUAGCUGCGGUGUCUCGCCCCCAAAGUGAAAGGAACCGAGCGAAUGAGGAAGCAAAAUGAUACCGGUAAAGCCAGGGGAAACCCCAGUAUCAAACUCACGAUAGAAUCCCGCGCUGGGUCCGAAGUUCCAACGCUGCGAUUUCCUUCAAAUGAGGCA
Molecule: messenger RNA, 2000 nt
Organism: Macroventuria anomochaeta
Lineage: Eukaryota; Fungi; Ascomycota; Dothideomycetes; Pleosporales; Didymellaceae
Product: MFS general substrate transporter
Exons: 4
Coding region: 1-1623 (540 amino acids)
Biological process (GO): transmembrane transport
Molecular function (GO): transmembrane transporter activity
Source: RefSeq, a predicted model, not a curated record